AUGUUACCGGUGGGACUCAUCCAGCUGGUGCUGGUAGCACUGACGCUGGUUCCCGUGGUGCGUUGGUUCCAGAAACGCUUCCAAAUGAGCAGCGUGUUGGACAAAAUACCCGGCCCUAAGGCGUACCCGAUCGUCGGCUCGAUGUAUCCGUUCAUUGGCAAAAAGUCUGAAGAAAUUUUCUACAUUAUUGACCAGCGGACACGCGCCUACCCGGGAAUCCAUCGAAUCUGGAAUGGUUCCACACCGGAGGUUCGCAUCAAUCGGGCCGAGUACGUCGAGAAGCUGCUCUCGUCCAGCCGGCACAUCGAGAAAUCGGCGAUGUACAAAUUCCUCUCAGCCUGGCUCGGUCAGGGGCUGCUCACGUCGAAAGAUGAUCGAUGGUUUCAGCACCGGCGGCUCAUCACGCCGACGUUCCACUUCAACAUCCUGGAUGGGUUUUGUGAGGUGUUCGCGGAACAUAGCGCUCAGCUGGUGAACCAGCUCGCCGAGGUGGCCCAAGGUGACCGAACGCCCGUCAACGUGUACCCGUUCAUCACGCGAGCAGCCCUGGACAUCAUAUGCGAGACGGCCAUGGGCGUGAAGGUGCACGCGCAAACGAGCGGCCGGGACAACCCGUACGUGGCUGCGGUGUACGACCUGAGCGCUCAGAUCCAGUACCGGGUGGUGAGGCCCUGGUUGCAUCCGGAUUUCGUGUGGAAUCGCUCACGGACAGGUCGCCAGUACCGGGAGGCACUCGAGCAGGUGCACGGAUACGCGAGCAAGGUGAUCCGGGAGCGUCGUGCGGAACUGCAGCAUAACCGGGCUGGAAUUGUGGAACCAACGGAGGGACGUAAACGACGACUGGCCUUUUUGGAUAUGCUGCUCGAAAGCACCGCCCAGAGUGGCGUUGGGUUGAGUGAUGAUGAUGUCCGGGAAGAAGUGGACACGUUCAUGUUUGAGGGCCACGAUACGACAGCGGCUGGUAUGAGCUGGGCGUUGUUUCUGCUCGCACUUCACCCGGAGGUGCAGGACCGCGUGCAGCAGGAAAUUGAUUCAAUCUUUGCCGGGAGCGACCGACCGGCCACGAUGCGGGAUCUGAACGAGAUGCGGCUGCUCGAACGAUGCCUCAAGGAGACGCUUCGACUCUACCCAUCCGUGUCGUUCUUUGGGCGGACACUGAGCGAAGAUGUCACUUUCGGAGGUUACCACGUUCCGUCCGGGACCAUCGUAGGUGUGCAUGCAUACCACGUGCAUCGGGACGAACGGUACUUUCCCGAUGCGGAACGCUUCGAUCCGGACCGGUUUCUACCGGAGAACACCGAAAAGCGUCACCCGUACGCGUACAUCCCGUUCAGUGCUGGACCACGGAACUGCAUUGGGCAGAAAUUUGCUCUGCUCGAGGAGAAGAGCGUCGUGUCGGCGAUUCUGCGCCGGUUCCGGGUAAGGUCGGUCCGGACACGCGAGGAACAACUGAUACAGCACGAGCUGAUCACUCGUCCGAAGGAUGGCAUAGAGUUGUAUCUGAUUCCACGGGACGUCCAGUGCGCACCCUGAAUGUCAAGCAGCCGCAGACCGGGAGGGAUGCUUUCAACGAUGGUGCCGAGCUAUUGCGGUUUGACGCCCGAAUGGCCCCCGUGACCGGAAGUAUCGGAAAUAUGACGAGUGCUUCACAAAGGGAGUGCACUUGUUGGGAGGAACUUUUUAAACUAGUUUGCUCGGUGACAAACCUAGUCAUAUGUCAGGCUUACCUUAUUUCCGUGUGCCAUUUGGGCUUUGUUUGAAAUAACUGGAAAAUUGGGAAAAUGGGUGUUUUUCACGAUUUAUGAGCAAUUUGAAAGAAGUGAACUCCUACUGAUUGAGCUUUGUUAAGGAGCAUUAAAAGUAUUUUCAUC
This is a messenger RNA of Anopheles nili, 1871 nucleotides long. RefSeq names its product cytochrome P450 4C1-like. NCBI's taxonomy places the organism in Eukaryota, Metazoa, Arthropoda, Insecta, Diptera, Culicidae. The transcript is spliced from 8 exons. Gene Ontology annotation, molecular function: oxidoreductase activity, acting on paired donors, with incorporation or reduction of molecular oxygen; monooxygenase activity; iron ion binding. The record is from RefSeq and is a predicted model, not a curated record. The coding region runs from base 1 to 1533 and encodes 510 amino acids.